UUAAGUGAUAUCCCUCCAAGUGUUAACAGUCUUCCAGGCUUUAGUGGGGAUUUAGUUGGCAAAAAUGACACGGGUAGCUAUUUUAUAUAUAUUUGUACAGAUAUACAUAAAGUCAUUGCUUUAUGUAUCUAAAAUUUAUUCGUAGAAUUUGAGAAAAUCGUUAUUGAUCGUUUGGCUAAAUUAGAACAACUUGUCACGGAACUGUUGAGAAGGUCAGGUGGGAUUAACAUAUCUCCCCCAACUAAAAUAAAAUUGCACAAAAUUCCUGUGGUGACUGUUGCUGAGUUUAAGUCAUUAAACGUGUGGAUUCAGGUGCAGGAAAAUCGUGACUGUUUGGUCACGGAAUUGGCACUCAUUGGCGCAAAAAGGCUCUCUCUCCUGGUUAGCAGAAUACUGAAAAAACUUUUUGCAAAUAGUCUCGCAAAAAUCAUUACUGUCACUGGAGCAGGGAAGGAUAUUGAAAUUGCUUUAAACAACGAGCCAAUUUAUCAAAUUAUAAGAGAUUCCGUGCGUGCCACAAACGGUUAUAGUUUAUCUACGGACCAGGAAAUUGGAAGUUAUGUUGCAUCGUGGCUAAAGGGUGCUGAAGACAGAGAGGGCGGACGAGAAAAACGACGACAGAAUGCUAACCUCAAACAGAACAAAGGCAAGAAGAAGGAAGGCGGAAGUGGCAACCCUUCUUCAUAAUAUAAAUAUAGCUUCCUCCUCUACUAUUCUAGCGCCAGUAUCAAGUGUGGAUGGUGAAUCAGUUUCAGAAUCUCAAGUAAUAAUUAGUAGUUUGCAUGAUAGUGUAGAAUAUUCGUCAAAUUCAGAGAAUAAUAGUUAUAGCUUUACAAGUUUCAGUGAAAACGAAUCGUUCAAUGAAGAGCAAACACCAUUUCCUCAAAAACUUCGAGGAUGGGCUUUGUCCCAUAAUAUUACACAUGUUGCUUUAAAAGAAUUAUUAUCAUUAUUAUCUAGUAGUCUCAAAUUAACAGUUCCACUAGAUCCUCGAACAUUAUUAGAAACUCCCCGAGUAGUUGAAACUGAUUUUAUUUCUGGUGGAGAAUUUGUAUAUUUCGGAAUAGAAAAAAAUUUAAAGAGAUCAAUUUCAAAUAUCGCUCACCUCGUUCAGCCAAAAUCAACAAUUUUUAGCAAAUUUUAUCACGAUUUUGGCGAAAAUCUUGUAACAAUAUCUGUAGGUGUGGAUGGUAUUCCAUUAAGUAGGAGUACAAGAUCCCAAUUUUGGCCGCUUCUUGGUAAAAUUGAUCAACUUAAAAUUAAUUCAAUUUUUGUAAUAGGGCUAUUUUACGGAGUUCAAAAACCUACUAAUUUAGAUUUUCUAAAUGAUUUUAUUGCUGAGACAAUUACACUAGAGAAGGAUGGAUUUAAUCAUUUAGGGAAGAAAUUUCAUUUCAGAAUUUCCUGUAUUAUUGCUGAUGCUCCAGCUAGAAGUUUCAUUAAGGGAAUUAAGAAUCAUAAUAGUUAUUCAGGGUGUGAGAAAUGUGUUCAACACGGCGAAUUUGGAAAAAGUGUAGUGUACACUGAAUUAAAUUCAGCUUCGCGUACAGAUGAAUCGUUUCGUUCACAAUUAGACGAGAAUCAUCAUAAAUUUUCUACUUCUUUAUCAAAAUUGCAAAUUGGCUUGGUCUCGCAGAUUCCAUAUGACUAUAUGCACAUGUGUUGCUUAGGGGUCAUGAGAAAACUUUUGCGACAGUGGGCAAAAGGGAAAUUGCCUCAUAGAAUGCAGAGUAAAAUUAUUAAUGAAAUUUCAGACAGAUUUAUAAAUUUCAAAACGUUUAUGCCUCGUGAUUUUCAGCGAAGACCAAGAAGUUUGAAUGAGAUUGAUAAUUUUAAGGCCACGGAAUUUAGAACGAUAAUGCUGUACACAGGUCCAGUAGCACUGAAAAAUGUCUUACCGGAGAAGUAUUACAUUCAUUUCCUUUAUUUUCAUUGUGCUAUGUUUAUUCUUUUAUCGGCCAAUGCUGAUGACCCCGAGUGGAACGCUUUAGCCAGGCGGUUGUUGACAAAAUUUAUUUUACAAUGCAGAGUCGUAUAUGACAGUAAUUUUAUGGUUUAUAAUGUCCAUGGUUUAUCACAUAUUCAUGAGGACGCUCUAAACUUCGGACAAUUAGAUAAUAUUAGUGCGUUUGGUUUUGAAAAUUUCAUGCAGCAACUGAAGAAAAUGACAAGAACAAAAACAUUUUAUCUCCAACAGGUUGCAAAAAGAAUCGUAGAAAACGAAAAGUGUAACGUUAUUAAGAGAGAAUUAGACGAGAAACGCGAAAAUUUUCAAGCAAACAAAAUAAUUGUAAAUAGCUGUUAUUCUCUGAAUUCUGGUCAAAUUAUUAUAGUUCGAAGAAUUACGUACAAUAGAUUUAAAAAUGUUAAAAUAGUUCAUUACGAAACAUUUAGUAACAAAAAAUCACUAUACGAAAAACCUAUAAGUAGUUGUAAGUUAGGAAUUUUUAUUUUAGGAAAUGAAAUGAAAAAAACUUGUGAGCUGAAUUGUUUACAAAUUGCACAUAGAUGUAUUUUGUUACCCUUUAAAGAGAACUUUGUCUGUUUUCCAUUACUACAUGAUAUCAAAUAAAUGAACUAAAUCAGAAAUAAACAGUGUGAGAUUAUU
Molecule: messenger RNA, 2608 nt
Organism: Folsomia candida
Lineage: Eukaryota; Metazoa; Arthropoda; Collembola; Entomobryomorpha; Isotomidae
Exons: 3
Coding region: 623-2572 (649 amino acids)
Source: RefSeq, a predicted model, not a curated record